ACCUAUCCUUAUCUCACCUCGCUGCAUUCGCUCACUCACACUCACACUCACUCUCUCUCUCUCUCUCUCUCUCUCUCGACAUGAGAGGCGCCAUUGCUGCGGCGGUGUGCGCCGUGCUGCUGCUGCUGGUCGGCGGCAAUGGCGGCGGGUGGUCGGCAAUGGCGGCGGCCACCAUGGAGGAGGACAGGAUCGUGGCGCUGCCUGGGCAGCCGAACGUGAGCUUCGCGCAGUACUCCGGCUACGUCACGGUGGACGCCGCCAGGAGGCGGGAGCUCUUCUACUACUUCGCCGAGGCCGAGCUGGAUCCGGCCACCAAGCCCCUCGUCCUCUGGCUCAAUGGAGGGCCUGGCUGUUCAUCAGUGGGAGUGGGAGCAUUCUCAGAGAAUGGGCCAUUCAGGCCUAGUGGCAAUGUGCUGGUGAGGAAUGAGUAUAGCUGGAACAAAGAGGCCAACAUGCUGUAUUUGGAGAGCCCUGCAGGAGUGGGCUUCUCCUACUCCACUGACCCUUCCUUCUAUGGUGGUGUUGGUGAUAGCAGGACAGCUAGGGACAACUUGAGAUUCUUGCAAGGCUGGUUUGCCAAGUUUCCGCAGUACAAGGGCAGGGACCUGUACAUUACAGGAGAGAGCUAUGCUGGCCACUAUGUUCCGCAAUUAGCGCAGCGCAUGGUCGAAUUCAACAAGAAGGAGAAGCUGUUCAAUCUGAAAGGCAUUGCUCUGGGCAACCCGGUCCUCGAGUUCGCCACCGACUUCAACUCGAGGGCCGAGUUCUUCUGGUCGCACGGCCUCAUCUCCGACUCGACCUACCACUCCUUCACGACGGUGUGCAACUACUCGCGCUAUGUGAGCGAGUACUACCAUGGCUCGCUUAGCUCGGCCUGUGACACUGUGAUGACCCAGGUGGCCAGGGAGACUAGCCGGUUUGUCGACAAGUACGACGUCACCCUGGACGUUUGCGUCUCGUCGGUCUUGAUGCAAUCCAAAUCCCUCGCCCCUCAGCGAGGGAGCAGGGAGCUGGACGUGUGCGUGGAGGACGAGACGAUGGGGUACCUGAACCGGAAGGACGUGCAGGAGGCGAUGCACGCCCGCCUCGAAGGCGGCGUGCCCAAGUGGACGGUCUGCAGCAGUGUUCUGGAGUACAAGCAGCUGGACCUGCAGAUCCCGACCAUCAACAUCGUCGGCGGCCUCGUCAAGUCGGGCGUCCCGGUGCUGGUGUACAGCGGCGACCAGGACUCGGUGAUCCCGCUGACGGGGAGCAGGACGGUGGUGCAGCGGCUGGCGGGGUGGCUGCGGCUGGGGACGACGGCGGCGGGGUACAGGGUGUGGUUCGAAGGGCGGCAGGUGGGCGGGUGGACGCAGUCGUUCGGCGGCGGCGCGCUGUCGUUCGCCACGGUGAGGGGGGCGUCGCACGAGGCCCCCUUCUCCCAGCCCGAGCGCUCGCUCGUCCUCUUCGCCGCCUUCCUCGCCGGCCGCCCCCUUCCCGACUCCUUCCAGUGACGUCGUCCCGAACGACGAUGAUCACGUCUCAUGUCAAGCGCGGAGGUGCAUUGUUGUUGCGUUGCAAAUGCGUACGAGCGAUUUCGUGUGCGCCACCGCUAUAUAUAGUACUCCGUAUUGUUGCUGGGAAUCGAAUUGUUUCUCGGAGAAAAUCUCAUCUGGAAAAUGCUGAUGUGGGGUGGGGAAGAUGACUCCAUGCCGGGUUUACCUUGCUCUUUAGUUCAAAAUAGAAGUAACUAACGUUUGUUACGGAGAGUACUCCCUCCGUCCAAUAAAAAACCAACCUAGCACUAGAUGUGAUGUAUUCUAGUACUACAAA
This is a messenger RNA of Oryza sativa Japonica Group (Japanese rice), 1812 nucleotides long. Its product is annotated as serine carboxypeptidase-like 45. Gene Ontology annotation, molecular function: serine-type carboxypeptidase activity. Gene Ontology annotation, biological process: proteolysis. NCBI's taxonomy places the organism in Eukaryota, Viridiplantae, Streptophyta, Magnoliopsida, Poales, Poaceae. The record is from RefSeq and is a predicted model, not a curated record. Gene Ontology annotation, cellular component: vacuole.